GUGAAAUGCAGACAAUAAAAACACUGGCGAUGCAGUUUCCGGCCCAGUUGUUCACUAAUAACAAAGAGAUGAAUAUUUUCAUAUUUAUUUUUACAAACCCUGGACUCAUCUAUCAGUGUUUGCCAUUGGAUUCUAUGCCGGAGCUCUUCGACGGAUUAGUUAAAUCAUCGACGGGUUGGCCCAUUAGUAUAGUUAUCUUAUUAGUGCUAAUAUAUGGCUGUCACGACUGGGUUAUCGGAGAGUUGCCUGACCCAUUUGUGUCGGCUCUGUAUGACGCGACUCAGAAGAUCUUCUGGUCGUUAGCCAUUUGUUGGAUUCUCUUCACUAUAACCGCGAACUCAGAGCACGAAAAGCAGACAAUUGUCGAGAAAUUCUUUUGCCACAAAUUCUUCAAAUUCAUGGGUCGUCUCACUCUUGUGGCAUAUCUUAUGCAUCCAAUUGUGCAGUCGAUGCUAUUGUCGAGCCAACAACAGCACCUCUACAGCUCCACUCUUCUUAUGGCCUAUGUAAUCAUCGUGAAGACCGGAAAACAGCGAAAGGAUCGGUACUACCAUUUGGCCAAAGAGACCGGUUACAGAUCGCGUGCGGCCUUCAAACUGAUCCAAUUGAACCGGAAGUUUGAGUUUCUUCAGCGCUCAAAGGUGUUGAUCGACUUAUGCGCGGCUCCGGGCGGUUGGCUUCAAGUGGCCCAGAAGUAUAUGCCGGUGUCCAGUGUUGUGGUGGGCGUGGAUUUGGUGCCCAUUAAGAACAUCCAUAACGUGAUCACCAUUCAGGACGACAUCACGACAAAGCACUGCCGCACAGCGUUGCAGAAGGAGCUGAAGACCUGGAAGGCGGAUGUUGUGCUCCACGACGGCGCCGGCAAUGUGGGCAAGAGUUGGCUGCACGACGCCUUCAACCAGAAUCGGCUGACACUGUCGGCCCUGUCGUUGGCCACGGAGUUCCUGAUGAAAGGCGGAUGGUUUGUGACGAAAGUGUUUCGAUCCAAAGACUACAACUCAUUGAUGUGGGUCUUCAAGAAGCUGUUCAACAAAGUUCACGCCACUAAACCUCAGGCCUCGCGUAACGAAUCGGCCGAGAUAUUUGUCGUCUGUCAGGGCUAUACAUCGCCCGACAAAAUUGAUCCCAAAUUCUUUGACCCGACGUUUGUCUUCGAAGAAGUGGAAGACGCGGAAGAAAGCGAACGUAAGAUUAAAACCAAUCUUUUAAAGCCGGGGAUAAAGCAGAAGAAAGCAAAGGCCGACGGAUACGCCGACGGAGACUACACGCUAUACCAUAAGCUGAAGGCAUCGGAAUUUAUUUCCAGUAAAAAUCACAUCCAAUUGUUGAGUGAUUGCAGCGAAAAGAAAGCAAAGGCCGACGGAUACGCCGACGGAGACUACACGCUAUACCAUAAGCUGAAGGCAUCGGAAUUUAUUUCCAGUAAAAAUCACAUCCAAUUGUUGAGUGAUUGCAGCGAAAUAAUAAUGGAUACGAAGGAGAUUAAAGAUCAUCGACUCACUACUCCUGAGCUAAUAGAGUGCUGUCAAGAUAUCAAAGUUCUCGGCAGAAAGGAAUUAAUUGCAUUAAUUGAUUGGCGAAAGAAAUUGAGAGCAGAUCUGAUUAAAGAGGAAAAGACAACAAAAGAUGAGGCGAAAGAAGAGGAUGUGAUCGAAGAGGAAGACAUAUCAGAAGUGGAUGAAGCCGACGGAUACGCCGACGGAGACUACACGCUAUACCAUAAGCUGAAGGCAUCGGAAUUUAUUUCCAGUAAAAAUCACAUCCAAUUGUUGAGUGAUUGCAGCGAAAUAAUAAUGGAUACGAAGGAGAUUCAAGAUCAUCGACUCACUACUCCUGAGCUAAUAGAGUGCUGUCAAGACAUCAAAGUUCUCGGCAGAAAAGAAUUAAUUGCAUUAAUUGAUUGGCGAAAGAAAUUGAGAACAGAUCUGAUUAAAGAGGAAAAGACAACAAAAGAUGAGGCGAAAGAAGAGGAUGUGAUCGAAGAGGAAGACAUAUCAGAAGUGGAUGAAGUGGACCGACAUAUGGACGAAGAGGCGCGAGAAUUGAAGCGAAAAAAGAGGAAAAUUCUUAAAGAGAAGCGAAAACUAAACGAAAGAAUGAAUUUAAAGAUGAUUUUGAAAAACGACGAAUUAAUCGAAGAAGAGUUGGAAUUAUUUCAGUUGAAAAACAUUCGCAACAAAAAACUUCUCAAUCAAAUCGAAGAAAUCAAUUUGAGUGACGUUGAGGUCGAUGUGGAAGAAGACAAUGACAACGGAGAGCAGACUUUCAAGAAGAGUGAUCGCGUUGUUUAUGACAGAGACGAUCGGCUGAAGAGUGCACACGAUUUUGACGACAGCGGCAAUGAAGAGGAAGAGGAAAAGAGUGAGAGCGAAGGCAUCGCUGACGAAGAUAUCGAAAUAGAAAACGAUUUGGAAAAUGGAGCCCAAGAGAGUGAUGAAGACGACGACGGUUUGGUCGUCGAUCUCAUCGAUAGUAAGGAAUCGAAACGAAAUAAAACGAAAAUGUUUUUCGAGAGCCAAGCCUUUACCGAAGAGAUGGACGACGAGGACGACGACAUCGAAUUAGAACUCAUUGAGAAUCGAUUGAAGAAUAAAAAUAAAAUUCAUGACAAAAGAGAGAAAAAACCAAAUAAACGGCAAAUAGAGGAAGAGAUUGAAGACAGCGAUGACAUGAGUUCUGAGGAUGAAAGCGAUUUGAGGCCAAAGAAGAAGCAAAAGAAUGUAAACAAAGCGAACGAAAAAUGUAAGAAAGACGUGAAACUCAAUCCUCAAGAGCUGGCGAUCGGAACUCUUAUGAUUAAGUCUCAAAAGACGAAACGAGACAUUUUGGACAACGCGUGGAACCGUUACGUCCAGGAAGACGACGAGUUCCUCCCCUCGUGGUUCAGGAAAGACGAGGAAAAGUAUUUCAGAAAACCUCUUCCCGUCACUCAAGAAAUGGUUAAAGAAUACAAACAACAACUCCGAGAGAUCAACGCCCGACCCAUCAAAAAGGUGACCGAAGCGAAGGCCAGACACAAGAAGAAAGCGUUGAUAAAACUAGAGAGAGCCAGAAAGAGAGCCGAAUACAUCACUAACGCUCCCGACAUGACUAACACCGAAAAGGCUCAACACAUUAAGAAUGCUUAUAAGAAGGCUCUGAAGGGCAACAAGAAAGAGGUGACUUAUGUGGUGACGAAGAAACAUCAGGGAAAGAGAGCCCCCAAAGGAAUAAAGGGUAGGUAUAAAAAGGCUCUGAAGGGCAACAAGAAAGAGGUGACUUAUGUGGUGACGAAGAAACAUCAGGGAAAGAGAGCCCCCAAAGGAAUAAAGGGUAGGUAUAAAGUGGUCGACCAACGCAUGAAGAAGGAUAAGAAAAACGAUAAAACUAACACUAAAGGCAAGAAUAAUAAGAAACCCAAUAAGAGUAAGAAUAAUAAGAAUAAUAACAAAUCCAAACAAAGACAAAAGCCAUCCAAGAAUAGGCGU
Medioppia subpectinata is the source of this 3467-nucleotide messenger RNA. The record is from the annotation of a GenBank genome assembly. NCBI's taxonomy places the organism in Eukaryota, Metazoa, Arthropoda, Arachnida, Sarcoptiformes, Oppiidae.